Messenger RNA from Sorghum bicolor (sorghum), 2872 nucleotides. RefSeq lists its product as uncharacterized. Gene Ontology annotation, biological process: positive regulation of growth. The record is from RefSeq and is a predicted model, not a curated record. Bases 939 to 2612 code for a protein of 557 amino acids. NCBI's taxonomy places the organism in Eukaryota, Viridiplantae, Streptophyta, Magnoliopsida, Poales, Poaceae. The transcript has a single exon.
UUCUUCAAUAAAUAUGCUGCCACAUCAGCAAAAUACCAUAAAUAAUAUGUAAUUAAUUAUCUUGGACUCUGUGAUAGAGUCUUGUAUUGUGAGUGCUCUAAGUAUGUAAGUACAUUGUUAGAGAGAGAUUGGAGAAGGAAUCCUCGGAACACAAUUUCUUCCCAAAUGCAAAUGCUAAUGGAAGAGGCACCCCAAAUGCAAAUGCCACCUGCCCCAGGUUUGGGUGCAACCGUGCAGAAGCAGAGCCAACCACUGCACCAGUCAGCUCCAUCAUGGCUCGCUCGCUAGCAACUCCGGCCUCCCUUCCCUGGCUGGCGAGUGGAGUGAGGCAGAGGCAGGCCGAGCCGAGGGGGCGGGGGCGGGGGCGCCCUCCCGCUGCGGCUGCUUGCUUUUGUUGCCUUGCUCCCGCUCCAAUUUAUGGCGAUUUAAUGCCCACCAGCGACAGCGAGAAGUUGGGCGCAUCAAUGGCGUCGCCUCCCCACACAUCCAAAUCUCACACCUCGUAGCUACUGCUAGCUUCGUUCGCCCCCUUUGCUUCCUUCUUCUUCCUCCCUCUCCAGUCUCCAGUCUCCACCUUGGGUUUCUUGGCGCACCACACCUCCACACUCCCCAAGAAAUGCUGCUCUCUUUUCUCGGUUUUCCAUUCCACCGGUACCAGCCUUGCCUCGCCUUGGAGCGUUGACAUCUCUGCUGGCGUGCGCUCUGCUCUGGCCUGCCAUUAAUUUCCCUCCCGCUUGGCGCUUGCUGCUGCUGACCGACGGCAGCUAGCCAGUCAGGCACGAAAUCGAAGCGUUCCAAUUCAAAUCCCCUUCUUGGCUGUCUGGUUUUCGCUGCUGACCGAGGGCAGCUAGCUCAGCCCAGUCAGGCACGAAUUCGCUUUCGCUGCGAAAGCAAAAAGGAUUUUUCUGAGCUGAGCGCUCGACGACGAGGCCGGAGGCAUGGUGGCGGAGCCGUUGGUGCACAAGGUGCUCUCCAUGGCGGCGACGACGACGACGUCGUCGUCCUCCUCCAAGAAGGUGCGGACGUCGGCGAGCUCCAAGGGCGGCGCCGAGGCGGCGGCCGCGGCCGCGGGUGACGGCAGGGUGGGCAUCCUGUCCUUCGAGGUGGCCAACGCCAUGUCGCGCGCGGCCAACCUCUACCGCUCGCUCUCCGACGCGGAGGCGGCGCGCCUGCUGGGCCCGCUCUGCCUCGGCUCCCACGCCGUGCGCGCGUUCGUGCCCGGCGACGACGCGCGCCUCCUCGCGCUCGCGCUCGCCGAGAAGCUGGACGCGCUCAACCGCGUCGCGGCCGUGGCGUCGCGCCUCGGCCGCCGGUGCGCGGCGCCGGCGCUCAUGGGCUUCGACCACGUCUACGCCGACCUCCUCGCCGGCCGCUGCUCCGACGCGGGCGCGUUCGCCGUCGCCUCCCACUCCGACGCCGCGUCGCUCGUGCGCAGGCUCGACCGCCUCGCCGCCGCCACCGCCGCGCUCUACGCCGAGCUCGAGGCGCUCACCGAGCUCGAGCAGUCGGCGCGGAAGCUGCCCACCGACGAGGCCCGCCGCGCGCUCGAGCAGCGCACGCGGUGGCGCCGCCACGACGUGCGCCGGCUCAGGGACUCGUCGCUCUGGAACUGGACCUACGACAAGGCCGUGCUCCUGCUCGCGCGCGCCGUCUGCGCCAUCUACGACCGCAUCCGGCAUGUGUUCGGCGACCCCAUGUUGGGGCUCGACUUGCUGGCCAUGACCCGGGAGUCAGGGCAAUGCGACCAAAGCCGGCAGCUCUCCGGUCCAGUUCCCGUCCAAAGCAAUCUCGGCGAUGGCAAAUCAGGGCCGAUUUGCAGAGUCGAUCAAGAUAUGUCGCGGCCAGUGAGUUUUCGGUCAAGUUGUGGAGCAAGCCCGAGGAAGAUGUUCAUGGAGUGCUUGAGCUUGAGUAGCUCAGUGUCAUGGAAGGAUGGGUUCGAGGAUGAAUUCUUGGAAGAUUCCAGCUGCAUUAGCACAAUCAGGUCAGGGAUGCUUGUGCCAUUCAGCAGCGAGCAGGGGGUAUCCACAACCACAACGCCAUCUUCCAAGAGUGGCAGGAUUGGCAGAAAGGCACGGUUUGGUCCCAAGAGCACGGUGACAUCACUUGCGCCGCCGUCCACAAUUGGCGGCUCGGCUCUUGCACUGCAUUAUGCAAACAUUGUCAUCAUCAUCGAGAAGCUGCUCCGGUACCCACAUCUUGUUGGUGAGGAGGCACGAGACGACCUGUACCAGAUGUUGCCAUCGAGUUUGAAGGUGGCAUUGAGGAAAAAUCUGAAAACAUAUGUGAAGAGCAUGGCGAUCUACGAUGCGUUCCUCGCGCACGAUUGGCGGGAGACGCUUGAGAAGACACUGGCGUGGCUGGCUCCGAUGGCUCACAACAUGAUCCGGUGGCAGACAGAGAGGAACUUUGAGCAGCAGCAGAUCGUGUUGAAGGGGAAUGUGCUGCUGUUGCAGACGCUGUAUUUCGCUGAUCGGGAGAAGACAGAGGCAGUGAUCUGCGAAUUGCUUGUCGGCCUAAAUUACAUCUGCCGGUACGAGCAGCAGCAGAAUGCUUUGCUUGACUGCUCUAGCAGUCUCGACUUUGAUGAUUGUGUGGAGUGGCAACUUCAAUAGAGCCAAAGCAAGGUCAGGUUUCUGCUCAGUUCCAUAGUGACAAGUGAUAUGAGACAACAAGGGUACUUGUAAUUUGGUUUUGCUUGUUUCUCUUUUCCUUUUUCCACAUUGUUUUUGGUGUGUUUUGCACAUGAGAUCAUCAUCUAUUGUUAGAUGAAAUAUAGAGCUUUGUCGACUCGAAUCUAAUUCCGGCUGUACAUAAUUAAUCAUGUUGAAUCCUUGUGUGAAGCAACCUGAAAGCAGGUUUGUUACUUAGUAAA